AUGGAGGGUCUUUGUAUGACCGAUCCCACCAUCGGUGUUUCCAAACAUGAUCACAACACACCCUUUGAGGAAACCCCAAAGUUGAGUCCUUUUGAUCCCACAGGACUCGUAACAGAUGAGAGUGGCCACAGUGUCACCGACUCGGAGCCCUCGACACCUACAAACGACAUCGACUCGUUCGAAAAGAAUGGAAACCAUGACAGCCAUGACAGCCAAGUCAUUAGGCCAUAUGCCAUCGAGGAGCCGGAUGACGAACCGGAUGCCACAUUGCCGAGGCACGAUCUACCAUGUCUACCAGACCGUUUCGAACGCUGGCAGCGAGACUUGAGAGAUUACAUGACCGGCUUGAACGUUCGGCCUGAAAACAGCAAUGGAACCAAGUAUCCUGUCAUGCGAAAGAGAGGACAGAAGAGAAAGUCCGCAUCUAUUGCGAGCUCUAUACAUUCCCACUCUGGUUCUCAUUCCUUCAGGCGACGAACUACAUCGGCAGAGCCCCAUCAACAAGCGAAUGAUUAUAGCCAUAAAAGACAUCGAGGAUGCAGCGAAGAGCCUCAGCACCACUAUGACACUGAUUCGUUCCACACUUUCAGGGAGCCCAAAACGAAUGAAAGUUCAAGUUCCGAAGCCCCAACGCCCGAUCUUAGCAGUGCCGAGACCAUGAACGAUUCUGCAGCUGAUGAGAUGGACAUUGACUGA
Messenger RNA from Penicillium antarcticum, 696 nucleotides. RefSeq lists its product as uncharacterized. Lineage: Eukaryota; Fungi; Ascomycota; Eurotiomycetes; Eurotiales; Aspergillaceae. The record is from RefSeq and is a predicted model, not a curated record. Bases 1 to 696 code for a protein of 231 amino acids. The transcript has a single exon.